CACAACCUUUCUGAGUCUGACUAGAUCUCAACAAAUACCUGUAUCUAAUGAGAGAGUGAACUAAUGGUGUUGCUAUGCUGAUGUCAGUCAGAAUGGCUCCUCCUCUUCCUCUGAUCUUCCUGCUCUUGAUUCACAGGGUUUCUAGUGCUGAUUGGGGUGUGAGUUACAGUCAUUCACACAUCUGUGCACUAAAGAACUCAUCAGUGAUAAUGAGGUGCAGUUAUACAUACCCUACUGGAUAUCAGAUCAUGAACGUGUUCUGGACCAAAACACACGAUAAAAAAGCAUCUGAAGAGUAUCCAGAUCUGUCUGAGGAUCCUGAAUACAGUCAGAGGCUUCAGUAUCUGGGAGAUAAACAGCAGAACUGCACCAUCAGACUGAAUCAUGUGACACAGAAAGAUUCACACAUGUACUAUUUCAGAUUCACUACUAAAAAACGUGGCAAGAAACAGAAUGUUACACCAGGAGUGAAUCUUACUGUCACAGAUCUUCAGGUGGAGUCUCCUGAGAGAGUGACAGAAGGAGAUUCAGUCCGUCUGACAUGUAAAAGCAGCUGCACUCUGACUGACAGAGCAACAUUCAUCUGGUACAGAAACUCACAGCCAUUAACUGAGAGAAGAGACAGAAACAAUGAACUCCUGCUGCAGUCAGUCAGAAGAGAGGAUGCAGGCAGAUAUAGCUGUGCUCUACAUGGACACACUUACAUCUCUCCUGCUGUUCAUCUCAAUGUCAUGUAUGCACCAAAACGUGUCUCAGUGUCCAUCAGUCCAUCAGGUGAAAUAGUGGAAGGAGAUUCAGUGAAUCUGAGCUGCAGCAGUGAUUCAAACCCACCUGCAAAACUCGACUGGUUUAAAGGAAAAAUGUUUGUAGCAUCUGGAAGAAUCUACAGCAUCUCAAAGAUCAGCUCUGAUUACAGUGGAGAAUACAAGUGCAAGUCCAUCAAUGAACAUGGAGAGAAAUACUCUUAUGCUGUGACUUUAAACGUCAUGUACCCACCUAGGAAUGUCUCAGUGUCCAUAAAUGGAUCUGCAGAAAUACUGGGAGGGGAUUCAGUGACUCUGAUCUGCAGCAGUGAUUCAAACCCACCUGCUCUGAACUUCAGCUGGUUUAAGGAGGAUGAAUCCUCAUCUGUUGGAUCUGGACAGAGUUUCAGUGCACUACAGAGUGGACGCUUCUACUGUGAGGCUCACAAUCAACAUGGAUCUCAGAGAUCAGAUGCUGUUACUGUCAUAGUCAAAGGACGUCUGGUGAUAUUGUACAUGUCCAUUGGAGUGGCUUGUGGAGCUGCAGUUAUCAUCAUGAUGUUGCUGAUUCGGAGAAGCAAAAUGAAAAAGAGAAAAGACACACUUGAAACUCAGAUGAAUAUUUCCAAACCUGAUCAUGACAGACAUUCAACAUCUGAUGUUGAGUCACAUGAACCUUUGUAUGGGAAUGUACAGAUUAAUCAUUCCAAACCUUGUGACAUUGAGAUGACUGAACCUGUGUAUGAGAAUACAACAGUAAGUGUUUCCACUCAUUGUCCUGAAUAUCAAUUUCACUCUGAAUGUCUAUUGACUAGCGGUGCUGGGUUAGGAACGCGGACUCGAGAGAGAGCAGGCACGUCGUGUCCACCGUACGUCAAAAAGUGCGAGAAGCGGCCAUUUUCUCAGCGUCUGCAGAUGGAAGCGAGUGAAGGACGAUUUUCGGUGUUAAUAGAGGAGCGUUAA
Messenger RNA from Labeo rohita (rohu), 1706 nucleotides. Its product is annotated as B-cell receptor CD22-like. The transcript is spliced from 12 exons. The record is from RefSeq and is a predicted model, not a curated record. The coding region runs from base 75 to 1706 and encodes 543 amino acids. Lineage: Eukaryota; Metazoa; Chordata; Actinopteri; Cypriniformes; Cyprinidae.